Molecule: messenger RNA, 738 nt
Organism: Babesia bigemina
Lineage: Eukaryota; Apicomplexa; Aconoidasida; Piroplasmida; Babesiidae
Exons: 1
Source: RefSeq, a predicted model, not a curated record
AUGAAAGGUGGACUUCGCAAAUUGAUUGGUGAACUUGGGAGGGCGUACGUCAGUAGGUACGAGGGCUCGCCGGCAAUCGGUCAGUGGUUGAUAAAAGACCCUAAUAAGGAAAGCGCUCAAAAAGUGCAGGACUACGAUCAAAAUAUGAUUCUGACGACUGACGGAAGACACGGUGCGAAAGUGUUUUUGACUUGCGCGACGAUGCUUUUUAAUGAGUCGCAUCAUUUGUUCUACCACGGCGGUAAAGAGUGGCGUAAAAUUCGUGUACAAACGAAAACUGAUAAUGAUGUGAAUGACCUACAGAAAUAUUUACUAAAAUCCGGUUACCAAAUUCCGAGUCUCAUCAACGAAAACAACACCGGUCGAGAUGUCGCGGUGCGUUUAAGUAGAGUGUUCAGAAAUCAUGGUGAAUUCAAUAGAGAGCCUACCGACUUUAAAUCUUGGGAAGACUACAAAGAGUACUAUAGACACGGUAAAGGUAUUCUAUUGAAACUGUUCACCCACCUACACGAAUACUACGAAGUCUGCCACUACGGUACCAUGUUCGCCACCAAGCAACCGUCGAGCGUAUACGAAAUGCUGCUAUGGUUGUCCGGUUUUCCAUACAAUCCUGUCUACCAACCGUUGUCAUUUAACGGAUUCAGUGAGCUGUUUGAGAAGGAGGAGAACAACGCUGCUAACAGUGAGGGGGACGAAAUCUUGCUUGAAACCGACGACGCCGAUAGUCUGCCUGCCUAC